Molecule: messenger RNA, 864 nt
Organism: Schizosaccharomyces octosporus yFS286
Lineage: Eukaryota; Fungi; Ascomycota; Schizosaccharomycetes; Schizosaccharomycetales; Schizosaccharomycetaceae
Exons: 1
Coding region: 80-403 (107 amino acids)
Source: RefSeq, a predicted model, not a curated record
CUACUACAAGCCCGUUUCCUCUUGGAAAACAAUUCCCCAUCGUAUAUAAAAGGGAAAACUGCAAUAAAAAAAAUUUAUUAUGUAUUCCAAUAAUCCAAGAUAUGACCUGGCUGCUUACCCAGGCGACCCUCGUCGUCGGCUUCGUAAAAAUGUUCGAUUUGAAACGCCCGUGAAAGACGACGACGACGAUGAAUAUCAUAAUUUUGAAGACAGUGACAGCGAUGAUCAAAAGUUUGAAGAUCGCAAUCCUAGAAAACGAGUUGAUCCCAUUCAACAUAUGCUCCUUAUCCAUCGUCUUAACCGUAUCUCGCAAUCCUCUAAAAAUACUUUUCUUGUUUUGCUUGUGUGCUUCGUUUUCUUCUUCUUCAUUUUAAUCGGCUUUUUCUCACUUCGUUCUCAUUAAAGAGAAAUCCCUUCACGUAAUUGAACUCCCUUAAUAUUAUGCUGAGGUAAAAGUGUCCGAAUUGUUUUCUCUUUCAUGUUCUCCAGGCUAUAUUUUUAUUAUUUAGAAAAAUUUCCUUUUAUCCUUUCCUUUCUGUUUUGUCCCUGCUAACUUUUCCGAUCUUUGGAAUUGAAUUUCACUUACUGUAAAUUUGACGCUUCAUCUAUGUCCGAUCGUUCAUGCAAUACAAAACUCUUACUAGAAUUCAUACACUCCUCCAUUACCAUUCGUAGGUAUACAUACAACAUACACACACUAUGCUACAUGAUACAAUUGCUUACUUCGGGGGGUUUUUUUUCCAUUCUGAGAGAAAUCUCAUCUCAAUAGUCAAUAAUGUAUUAUUAGCUUUAGCGCGCAUUUCUAUUACUACAAAUUGCAGAAUCGUAACCUUUUCCUUUAAGAAACUAUAUACCCAAGAACCA